Messenger RNA from Aspergillus steynii IBT 23096, 1109 nucleotides. RefSeq names its product formate/nitrite transporter family protein. The coding region runs from base 27 to 947 and encodes 306 amino acids. NCBI's taxonomy places the organism in Eukaryota, Fungi, Ascomycota, Eurotiomycetes, Eurotiales, Aspergillaceae. Gene Ontology annotation, molecular function: high-affinity secondary active nitrite transmembrane transporter activity. The record is from RefSeq and is a predicted model, not a curated record. The transcript is spliced from 4 exons. Gene Ontology annotation, cellular component: membrane. Gene Ontology annotation, biological process: nitrite transport; transmembrane transport.
GUUACUACUCCUUUACUCUCCUCACCAUGGACGCCUACACUCCCCCGGAAGUGGCCGAGCUGGUCUCCCGCGCCGGAGCCACCAAGGGCAAUAUGCGCCUGGAUAAGGUAUUUUUCAGCGCUUUCUCCGCCGGAUGUCUCCUUGCUUUUGCAUGCGGAACCGUGCUCAGUACAAAUACUGCCUCGUGGUUCCAGGACAAUGCCCCGGGACUCAUCCGGACCAUCGGGGCGCUGGUUUUCCCGUACGGGUUAUGCAUAAUCGUCCUGACAGGAGCAGAUCUAUGCACGGGGUCGUUUAUGUAUACCACAGUAGCUGCUCUCCAGCGCCGACUCUCGUGGCCCAAAAUGCUUCUCCACUGGUUCGUCACUUUCUGGGGAAACCUCGCCGGCUCGUUAUUCAUCGUGGCCAUCAUAUUCGGUUACGGUGAAACCUUCUCCGCCGACCCCUACAAAUCCCAAGUCAUCUCCUUCGCCACAAAAAAGCAACUCACCCCAGACUUCCACAUGAUCUUCCUCCGCGGCAUCGGAUGUAACUGGCUCGUUUGUCUGGGCUGCUUCCUUGGUCUGCAAGGACGGGAGUUAUCAUCCAAGAUCAUCGGGAUCUGGCUGCCUAUUUUCGCCUUCGUGUCUCUGGGAUUCGAUCACGUUGUGGCUAAUAUGACGUUUAUUCCGAUGGCGAUCUGGCUGAAGGCUCCGGGGUUGAAUAUUGGGCUGUAUAUUUGGAAAGGGAUCAUUCCGACCUUGUUGGGGAAUAUUGUGGGUGGUGGGUUGUUUGUUGGAACAUACUAUUGGUACAUGUAUCUUGUCAAGGAAGAGACUAUCACUCUUACCGGUCUUCGAAAGGGACAAGAUAAGUCCGAAGCGAGCAGCUUCGCUCCCAGGGGAAAGGAAGAUGUGGAGGCUUCUGCUGGGGCUAUGGAUAGUGGGUUUAAGAUUAAUAGCCAUUGAUGUUAUUUUGGCACCACACUGUAAUCCCGUCUACGAUUACCAUGAACCCCAACGCACAAUACUUUGAAUGAACUUUCCAUUUUCUCGAACUUGAACUGAAAUGAGGCUCUAGAUCUCAAUACGUCUUCAAGCAUGUCAGUCAAAGACCUCAACCUUGGUCUG